Callithrix jacchus (white-tufted-ear marmoset) is the source of this 4660-nucleotide messenger RNA. RefSeq names its product tachykinin receptor 2 (gene TACR2). Gene Ontology annotation, cellular component: sperm midpiece; plasma membrane. Gene Ontology annotation, molecular function: substance K receptor activity. NCBI's taxonomy places the organism in Eukaryota, Metazoa, Chordata, Mammalia, Primates, Cebidae. The record is from RefSeq and is a predicted model, not a curated record. Gene Ontology annotation, biological process: G protein-coupled receptor signaling pathway; positive regulation of flagellated sperm motility.
UCCUGGGCUGAGAGUAAACACCCGCCAAGAGCUGUGCCCUCCAUACCAGCCCCAUCUUCCCCAUGCCUCUCCCUGCUUUGGCAGCCAGUCCUGAAUCUUUCAAGAGACAAGGCCAAGCAGGGGGUGGGACCAGGGGUGGGAGCCAAAGCCCCACCUCGUGAGCAGGCAGCGCCUCUGCCAAGGCCCCCACCAGCCCUGCUCCAGAGAAUGGCAGGGAAGCUGCGGUGAGGGCUGGCAGCUGGCAGAGUCCUGGGCACCCAGCCCCUGGCCUGGCUUACACCACAAAGCCUGGAGAGAGACUGCGGCGCCAUUGACCUGUGGACUCCAGAGAUUCCUUCUGUGCACUCCUCUGAUGGGGAAGGUUUCCUGAAUUACCGGAGGAGAAACCUGAGUUUGAGUCCUGACUUGUCACCAGCUUCCUGAGUGACCUGGGCUGGUCCCGUCCCCUCUCGGAAUCUCCGUCUUCCACCUCUUCAGCGAAGGGGUUGAUUUAUAAGGAUGUUUUCUGCUCUGACACUGUAAUUUGAAUUCUCUAUUUCCACGUGACAUUCAAGAAGUCUGGCUGGCAGGAUGGAAUCUGAAAUGACAGUGGCUCUGGACUGGGCUUUGUGCUCAGCCCAACUCAUCUUUGAGACCUAGGAGUGGCACCCGGCUCUCCUGACGUGCCACCACCCUUGGCAUCUGCUCCUCUCCCUGCCCCAAUAUACCCAUGCUCCGAAGGGGAGUUCUCUUCCAUAGCAAAUCCAGGAGGUGCCGAGGAAGCGGGCCCUUUGUUCCAGACCCAGAAGCAGCCAUGGGGACCUGUGAUGUUGUGACUGAGGCCAAUGUCUCAUCUGGUCCUGAGAGCAAUACCACGGGCACCACAGCCUUCUCCAUGCCCAGCUGGCAGCUGGCACUGUGGGCCACAGCCUACCUGGCCCUGGUGCUGGUGGCCGUGACGGGCAAUGCCACAGUCAUCUGGAUCAUCCUGGCCCAUCGGAGGAUGCGCACGGUCACCAACUACUUCAUCGUCAACCUGGCUCUGGCCGAUCUCUGCAUGGCUGCCUUCAACGCCACCUUCAACUUUGUCUAUGCCAGCCACAACAUCUGGUACUUUGGCCGCGCCUUCUGCUACUUCCAGAACCUCUUCCCCAUCACAGCCAUGUUUGUCAGCAUCUAUUCCAUGACUGCCAUCGCUGCCGACAGGUACAUGGCCAUCGUCCACCCCUUCCAGCCUCGGCUCUCAGCCCCCAGCACCAAGGCAGUCAUUGCUGGCAUCUGGCUGGUGGCUCUUGCCCUCGCCUCCCCCCAGUGCUUCUACUCCACCAUCACCAUGGACCAGGGUGCCACCAAGUGUGUGGUGGCCUGGCCCGAAGACAGCGGGGGCAAGACACUCCUCCUGUACCACCUCGUGGUGAUCGCCCUCAUCUACUUCCUGCCGCUCACAGUGAUGUUCGUCGCCUACAGCGUCAUCGGCCUCACGCUCUGGAGGCGCCCAGUGCCGGGACAGCAGGUGCACGGUGCCAACUUGCGCCACCUGCAGGCCAAGAAGAAGUUCGUGAAGACCAUGGUGCUGGUGGUGGUGACGUUUGCCGUCUGCUGGCUGCCCUACCACCUCUACUUCCUCCUGGGCAGCUUCCAGGAAGACAUCUACUGCCACAAGUUCAUCCAGCAGGUCUACCUGGCACUCUUCUGGUUAGCCAUGAGCUCCACCAUGUACAAUCCCAUCAUCUACUGCUGCCUCAACCAUAGGUUUCGCUCUGGAUUCCGGCUUGCCUUCUGCUGCUGCCCGUGGGUCACACCCACCGAGGAAGAUAAGCUCGAGCUGACUCCCACACCCUCCCUCUCCACGAGAGUCAACAGGUGUCACACUAAGGAGACUUUGUUUAUGGCUGGGGAUGCAGCCCUGUCCGAAGCUACCAAUGGAGAGGCGGGGCAUCCCCAAGAUGGAUCAGGGCUAUGGUUUGGUCUCAGGUAUUCCAUGAAAGCAACACAAAUGGACUAAGACAGAUGCCUACUGAACCCUGAAGCCUUGUGCCUGGCUGCGGAGUGAGGUGUAGCACCCUUUGAGAAGUAGCCAAUCAAGAAGACCAGAUCUGAAAGUUCAGCUCAUGCCCCAUCCUUCAAUACAUCAAUGCAAAAACAAGAUGGGGCCGGGAACUCCAGAAAGGAUGCUGACUCUAAAAGGACUCAGCCCCACAUCUCAGAGAGCACCUCAGGAAAUCCAGUAAAGGUCAGAAAAGACAGUGUGAGCUGGUAUUUAUCUAAUCUAGGAGAUGCAAGCUCAAAUGCCUUCCUGGAGCAUACAAGAUUACUUAUAAAAGAAAAACUGCAAAUGUGAUAAUAAAAGGCAACUGACUUCCAGCCUCAGUGCUGAGGGACUAGGGAAUGGUGGGGGCCAUGGCAACCUGGAGACGACAGGCAUUCCAACGGGACAGGAACUCCCCAGCUCUGGACAAACAUUGCCAUGUGGUAAUGGGAGCCCACUGUUGCUAGAUCUUCUGCGUCUUUCCAGAGAGGCUGUAAGUCCAGAUUUGUAGGUGAGUCUUCCAGAUUUGUUGAAUUUGACCCACAUUUUCAUAAACUUUAUGUAAGCCAAACAAAACGUAUCUGUGGGCAAUGCAACCGACACUGAUUCACCAUCAGGCUGUGGAUACAAGGGAGGAAAAGUCUUAUUUCACAAAGCCCAGUGACUGUGAGUCAGCCGAGGGCCUCUCUGCCUCAGUAUCUAAGAUGUCAGAUCCAGCCCAGGUAGAUGGUGAUUAAGAGUCCGAAGAGUCAGCUGUGUUUCCUCAGGCACGUCACACCUGAGCUCUUCCUCUGCCCAGUAUUAAAACUACUUCACAGGGAUGCUGUGAGGAACAAUGGAAGUAAUACCUAUAAACUAGCAGGCCAGACCAGGUAAGUGCCCAAUACAUGGUAGCCAGGCAGGAGUGCAGUGGCACCAUCAGGGCUCACUGCAGCCUCAACUUCCUGAGCUCAAGGGAUCCUCCCACCUCAGUCUCCCAUGUAGCUAGGACCACAGGCACACAUCACCACAUUCAGCUAAUUUUUAAGAUUUUUGUAGAUACGAGGUCUUGCUAUGUUGCCCAGCCUGGUCUUGAACUCCUGGGCUCAAUAAUUCCUCCUGCCUGUCUCCUGAAGUGGUGAGAUUCCAGGCGUCAGCCAUCACAUCUGGCUGUUAGCCGUGACUUUUAACUAUUUUACACAAAAGCCACCUACAAAGCAGCAGCACAGCUCCCACUCCCACUGAAGCAAGAAGCUGGAGGGCAGAGAGCAGCAACUGUCCCAACUCCCAGGAAGCUCCAGGUCUGGCCCAGCCCAUCCCAAGGAUACACCUCUUGCUUGUCGACUCAGCCUGUCUGGUUCCCCUGUAGAUGAACCACAUAACAUCGUCAAUGCACGUUGCAAGAUGUAAUGUUAUCUGUGUUCUCCGCAAAAUCACUGCUCCAUAGACACCAGCACCGUGCCCCUAAUAAAAGGACUCUGAUCUCACCAAACCAGGUGGUCUUGCAGUCAGUCCUGCAGGAAGGCACUUAGAGCGGUUGUGGCUUGGGACAUCACAGGGUGCUUGGGUGCCGAGUGACAUGGAACUCACCAAAAGCUUGGAGAGAAUCCAAAAUGAGAGCCUGGGGAUGGAACGGCAAUCUCUUGAGGUGGGGGUGGGGAGGGAGAGUAAAAAGGUCAGACAAGGUUUAAUUUCCUAGGGAUUGGGCAAAUAUAAGAUCCAGGAGCGGGUGGGCCAGGAAUGGUGGCUCAUGCCUGUAAUCCCAGCACUGUGGGAGGCUAAGGCAGGCAAACUGCUUAAGCUCAAGAGUUUAAGACCAGCCCUGGCAACAUAGUGAGACUCUGUCUACAGAAAAUAAAGAAACUUAAAAAAUAAAGAAAAAAGAUCCAGGACGGGCAGAGUACAGCCACCCUGGGCUGCUUCGAGAUUUCAUCCGUGUUUGGGUGAGGGGAGAGGAAAGGGGUGGGGCAGGGCACAUUUCAUCCUUUGUCUUAGAGUUUGCAGAGAGGAAGAUGAAGGCAGGAUCCGUGUGGGGAUGGCAGAGGAGACCAGUGUUGCAGUACUCUCAUUGAACCCAAGCAGUCUCUGGAAACCAAGUGGCCUGUUCUGUAAUCCCAGCAUUUUGGGAGGUCGAGGCAGGUAGAUCACCUGAGGUAAGGACUUCAAGACCAGCCUGGCCAACAUGGCGAAACCCCAUCUCUACUAAAAAUACAAAAAUUAGCUGGGCGUGGAGGUGCGCACCUGUAGUCUCAACUACUCAGAAGGCUGAGGCAGGAGAAUUGCUUGAACCCAGGAGACAGAGGUUGCAGUAAGCUGAGGUUGUGCCACUGUACUCCAGCCUGGAUGACAAGGCAAGACUGUCUCAAAAAAAAAAAAAAUAACUCUGGUUGGGUGCAGUGGCUCUCGCCUGUAAACCCAGCACUUUGGGAGUCCAAGGCAGGGGGAUCACGAGACCAAGAGUUCAAGACCAGCCUGGCCAACAUGGUGAAACCCCAUCUCUACUAAAAACACAAAAAUUAGCUGGGCAUGGUGGCAGUUGCCUGUAAUCCGACGUACCAGGGAGGGUGAGGCAGGAGAAUUGCUUGAACACUGGAAGUAGAGGUUGCAGUGAGCUGAGAUUGCACCACUGCACUCCAGCCUAGGUGACAGAGCAAGACUCUGUCUCAAAAAAAA